This is a messenger RNA of Oncorhynchus mykiss (rainbow trout), 1119 nucleotides long. The record is from RefSeq and is a predicted model, not a curated record. NCBI's taxonomy places the organism in Eukaryota, Metazoa, Chordata, Actinopteri, Salmoniformes, Salmonidae.
GUAGGAGACACUUACAACUUUGUGUGCUUUGUUGACUGCACCCCCUCCUGUAACUUUACCUGGACAUUCAAUGGAAAGAUCUUCAAUGGUGACGAGAUCCAGUUGCCAAUCUUCCAUAAGGGUGAUAAGCCCAUGGUUGGCAGUAAACUGGUGGUUACUGUUGAUGAUUACAGGCACAAUGAGGCACUGACGUGUGAGGCCAAGAAUGUUGCCUCAGGGGUCACUGCUGUUAGCACCAAGGUCCUCAGCGUCACUGGUAAAGUCAGAGUUUUUAUGACAAAAGAUUUGUCACAAGUCAAUAUUUAGAAUCGGAUGUUUGGAGGUGACAGUCCAACAUUUUGUAAAAGCCAACUCAAAGUAUUUAUCUUGGUAUCUCUCUGAAAAUAAAAUGUUCCUCGUUCUUUCUGUCCUCUUCACCUCUUUUCCACUCCCGUCUUCCAGAUCCUAUCUCUAUACAGCCGGUGUCCCAGGACAAGCCCUUGGCACACCAGCCCUUCUCACUGCAGUGUGUGGGCUCUCAGAAUCCAGCCUCCAUUUUGUGGUUAAAAAAAUGGCCUCCCUGUAGCUGUGUCCGGCAGGGUCAGUCUCUCCCCCAACAAUAUCACUAUGUCUUUUAGUCCUCUGCUCCAGUCGGAUGGUGGGCUGUACCAAUGCAUUGUUUCUCAGGGGGGAGCACCCAUCAAAGGGGUUGGGUACCAACUGAAUGUAAAUUAUGGACCACUUCAAGCUGUUAUCAUCCAAUCUGGCAAAGGCCCAGUAGGUAAAGUCCUGUAUCUCCUGCCUGGAUCAAAGACAGCCCUUCAGUGUUCGGCCCUGUGCUACCCCACCUGUACCUACACCUGGAUAUACAAGGGGUGGCUGGCAGAGACGAACGCCGCCUCCUCCCUCACACCUGAGACAACCAUGGACGGAGGACCCCUCAGCUGUGUGGCUUACAACUCAGUGACCAAUGACAACAGCACUGCCAAUACCUCAGUUGUGUUACUUGAUGGACCAUCUAAUGUGACCAUCUCAGGACCAGGUGCCCUGGAGGUAGGAGUCAAGGCCAGUUUCAAGUGUAUUGCCCAGUGCUCUCCCUCUUGCAGCUACACCUGGAGUGGUCCUGGACAGAAGAAUUGA